CGGGGGUAGGCAGAAUGACAGUAUUCCGUCUCGUGUACGCAGACGUCGUGUCCACAUUGCGAUCGACACGGGGGCACGUGACAUGCGGCAGGACCCGGUUGCCGUGUCAGAGGACGAGAUGGGAGAUCCUUCCAACGAGACGCAGUGCGACCCGGUUCAUGCAGAGGAGCUAGCCUCGAACACUGAUGUGAUAGCGACGGAGGAGGAUACAGGGUUCAGGAUCACUCAUCCCCGGUCGCCAGCGCCGGUUGUUGGCAUAGAGGAGGAGACGGAGUUCGGAGGACCCGGUCCACUCCGCCAGGCGCAGACUCGGUGCACUCCAGCAGGCACCCCAGUCCACUCCACAGGAGCGGGUUUGGAGGACGGCGAGGCACUACGUGAGCCGCCGCCUCACACGAGUGACGGCGGUCUAGAGGAGGGAGAGGUUGCACCCACUCCCACUUGUGGAAAGGACGGUAAGGACGAACGUCCUCCGACGGACCACCACGUCGACCUCUACUGCCAGCCCGACAGUCUUCCGCCCACCGGCGAGCUAUUCACCAUGGAUUCCGCCUUGGCAUGUCUGCCCGAUAUAUCUCUACUGAUAUCUCCCACUUUGCCGGUUGUGGCACCACCGGAGCCUGCGAGACGAGAUGACGCGCGUCGUGACAGAGGGUUUAACGAGUUCGGCGGCGACACGAUACUGCGUCCUCCAGAGUCUGGCACUCCCGCCAUUUUUCAUGUCGGUGCACCGUGGGCGGUGGAGCAGGGGUUGGCGGAGGAGGUAGCACGGAACCAUCGUGGUGGACCGCACGUCACAGCUCAACGUAGUCUGGAAGGUUCACUAGAGGCAGCGUCUGGAGAUUUUUUGGGGCAGGGGGGUCAUGGUUCGCAGCUGUUAUCGGACGACGUGUCAUCAGUCCAUCCACCAGAGGAGGGCCCGCAGCAAGAGCCACAUCGAGGGCCAACGGAGACUUUAGAGGCGAGGCCUCCCGGAGUUAUCCGCUCGGACGGAGAUGUGCUCGCGGGGGCGCGAUCGAUUGGCAACGUCGAUGGCACUUGUCAUGAUUUCAUGAGAGCUUACGAGGAGCAGCAUGGAAGGCCUAUACGGGCCAAGACGAGCGAUGUUAACGAUAUCAGGACGGCAACUGCGAGGCUAUCACGGGCGAGGAAGAAGGGAACAGUUGUGUCGAUUCCGUAUCACCGGCGCCGCCUGCAUCCUUAUUUCUGCAACAGGGACGAGACCAGACAGAUGUCAGCUGCCGAAGAUGGACAGGGGGGGGCGGAGGGAGGUGACAGAGUGGACGAAGCAGGUCGAGGUGAGAAGAGACGAGGCGGCACGAUCAUCCUUCACGACGACAGUUCCACAGCCGCUGAGGGCGGUGAGACCACAGGCGCCGACGAUCCUGAUGACUCCGAUUACGUCCCGAGGAUCCGUACGGCGGACGGCGAUGACGUCGGAUAACAGAAAAAAUGUGGAAAAAAUCCAUCAAGUUUCCAACUCGGUGCCCAUGGUGGACCAGCGUUGGAACGACGAUGAAUGCCUUGCCCAACCGUUGGA
This is a messenger RNA of Chara braunii, 1540 nucleotides long. Lineage: Eukaryota; Viridiplantae; Streptophyta; Charophyceae; Charales; Characeae. The record is from the annotation of a GenBank genome assembly.